UUAAGUUAUAACGACCCUAGUUUAGGUUUGUUUUUGCAUUUUUUCUUUUUCUCGAAAAAAGAAAUUUGAAAUAGGAGUUUAAAGAGAAAGGACCCAAAAUCUCUUUUCUCACUGUGUCUGUGUCUCCUCUUAAAAAUUUGUUCUGAAUGGGGAAAGUGGGGCCCUCGGCGCCUUCUGGGCCUAAAUUUAUUUCUACCGUUCGAAGCUCUCCCUCCCUCCCUCCCUCCCUCUCAACGAGAGUGCAGUGCAGUUUUCGCUUAGUUUGUUUGGCUUUGGCUUGUGCUGUGUGUCUCUCUGGUCCACAGCCUCUGCUUUUGUUAGCCCAUUUACUUCCUCUCUUUGUCCCGACUGUGUCUUUGCUUCCCCAUUUUUUCCCACUUCCUCUCCCCUCUCUCCUCAUCUUUCUUCUUCCGGUAAUGUGACUCGCAGCUUUCCAUUUGGAUUUUGGAGCAAGUUUUUUCUCUAACAGAUUAAUGGCGUAUAUGUGCGCAGACAGUGGGAAUCUAAUGGCAAUUGCCCAGCAAGUCAUCAAGCAAAAGCAACAGCAGGAGCAGCAGCAGCACCAUCAGCACCAGCACAAUCGCCAUCAACAGCAGCAGCACCCCUUUUCUCUUCUUCCUUGGACCAGUAAUCCAUCCCCAUCAAUGGCUUCUUCUUCCUCUGCUCCUAAUUUGACCUUCGGGAUUUCUGGCUCUGCCUUCUCUGACCCCUUUCAGGUCGCCGGACCGCCGGAUUCUGCCGACCCGGCUUUUCACUUCCCCAAUUUGGACCACCCCUCCGCCGGGUUUAGGUUCUUCCCUAAUUUUGGCGGCGGCGGAGAGUUCGACUCCGAUGACUGGGUGGACAGUUUGGUCGGCGGCGGAGACUCCACGGAUAGCUCCAAUCUGCCCUCUGCUUGCGACGCUUUUGGUGUGUAUGGUGCGGAUCCAUUUAAUGGCUCUCCGAGUCGACUCAGUGUCGCUUGCUCUCCGCCGUCCGAGUUCAACCGAGUUGUGCUCCCGGAUUCUUCGUACAAGACGAGUAGCGUUCCGCAGCCGCAGCGCCCGGCGUGGAGUUCGCCUCCGCCGCCGUCUUCUCCACCGGCGGUUAAGGAUGUUGGAGUAGUCAAGCCGCCGGCGGAGUGGCUGCAGAAGAACGAUGCCGUCGAAGGCUCAUCGAGUGCGGCGGAAACCGAGUCGCCGCCGCCGCUUCUAAAAGUCUUGCUUGAUUGUGCGCGGCUGUCCGAUUCCGAACCCGACCGAGCCGUGAAAACUCUUGAUCGGAUCAGUAAAUCGCUGCGGGAAGAUGGAGAUCCGAUUGAACGAUUGGCGUUUUACUUCGAGGAGGCUCUUCGGAGCAGAUUGUCCCCGACGGCGAGGAAGAAUCGCUUGGAUUCGAGUGAGAGCGACGCUAAUUCCGAAGAUUUCUUGCUCUCUUACAAAGCUCUGAACGACGCUUGUCCUUACUCCAAAUUCGCCCAUCUCACGGCGAAUCAGGCGAUACUGGAAGCUACAGAGAGAGCGAGUAAAAUUCACAUUGUCGACUUCGGAAUCGUUCAGGGCGUUCAAUGGGCGGCGCUCCUCCAGGCUUUGGCCACACGAGCCGCCGGAAAGCCUACCAGAGUUCGUAUCUCCGGAAUACCCGCGCCGUCGCUUGGAGAUUCACCGGCGGCGUCUCUGUAUGCGACUGGUAAUAGACUUUCCGAGUUCGCGAAGCUUCUGGAACUGAAUUUCGAGUUCGAACCGAUUCUAACGCCGAUUGAGGAGCUGAACAAAUCGAGCUUCAUCAUCCAAUCGGACGAGGUAUUGACCGUCAAUUUCAUGCUUCAACUGUACAAUCUUCUCGAUGAGGUCCCGACUGGAGUUCAUAACGCCCUCCGAUUGGCGAAAUCGCUGAGCCCUAAAAUAGUGACUCUCGGCGAGUACGAGGCGAGUUUAAACCGAAUCGGAUUCUACAAUCGCUUCAAGAACGCAUUGAAAUUCUACUCCGCCAUUUUCGAAUCGCUAGAUCCAAACUUACCUCGAGACUCGCCGGAAAGACUCCAGUUAGAGAAACUGUUGCUCGGCCGUCGAAUCGCCGGCGUGGUUGGAACCGAAGAAGAAUCUGGAAGCAAAAGAAGAGUACGUAUGGAAGACAAAGAACAGUGGAAGAACCUGAUGGAAAGCUCCGGUUUCGAAUCCGUAGCGCUCAGCCAUUACGCCAUUAGUCAGGCGAAAAUACUUCUCUGGAACUACAAUUACAGCUCCCUCUACACUCUAAUCGAAUCGGCGCCGGAGUUUCUGUCUCUGGCAUGGAACGACGUUCCUCUCUUAACUGUAUCUUCUUGGCAUUGUUGAUGGAUCGGUUUCUUUCCUUUCAUUAAUUUUCUUUUCCUUGGGGAUAAUCAGUUUCGAUCAACCAGGUCUUUUUCACUGGUAUGGUAUGGAACUGAAAACCGAAGCGGAACAAAUUUCAAAUUGCAAUAUCGAUGACGCCAUUGACAGACAUAGUCAAAAGCUCUCUCCUGUUCAAAAUCUGAAAAAAGAAAACAAUGGCUCUUUAAUCCUUGAUUUCAAACCAUAAUUUGUCGCGAUCAGAAGGAUUGUUCAGUGGGCGCCAUUGCCAACCUCUUGAGAAACCCGUUUUUGGGUUUAAGAUUUGGUUCUUAUUUUUGUAA
Messenger RNA from Momordica charantia (bitter melon), 2635 nucleotides. Lineage: Eukaryota; Viridiplantae; Streptophyta; Magnoliopsida; Cucurbitales; Cucurbitaceae. The record is from RefSeq and is a predicted model, not a curated record.